CAGUAAGAUGAAGUUCAGUAGGUUGUAACAGUGGCUGGGGGCGGACACAGCAGGACUCUCCUCUGCUGUCCUGCGGUAACAUUGUUGUGGAACGACGUCACAGCUCGAAAAUGAAGGCGCAGAGGCAGCCAUUACUGGAGCUUCUCUAAUUAUUUUAUUCCAAAUAAAUACUCGCGGAAAACCCCAUGGCAAGAGCUACAAGUCAGCUGUAUGAUGUUGUGCCCAUUCAGCCCAACGUUGCCAUCUGUUCCUGCUCACAUUCAUCAAUGUUAAGAAACCACCCUGACUCCUGCUCGCCACUCGCUAUCCCCGGCGCAAGCAGCAGUCACUGCCCUGCUAUGGAGGGCUCAGCCUCAGAGGCUCGUGCUGUAGGAGCGUCUGCUAGCAGCCAGGGCUCAGAUGUCCGUACACAGCCAGCCGUCCAGGCUCCUCAGCCACGCAAGAAGAAACCAGAAGAUUUCAAGUUUGGCAAGAUUCUCGGAGAGGGCUCCUUCUCAACGGUCGUCCUGGCAAGAGAGCAGGUCACAGCAAAAGAAUAUGCAAUUAAGAUUUUAGAAAAGCGCCACAUUAUGAAGGAGAACAAAGUCCAGUACGUGAGAAGAGAAAGGGAUUUGAUGUCAAGUCUUGAUCACCCUUUCUUUGUCAAGCUCUACUUCACAUUUCAAGACGAUGAGAAGUUGUAUUUUGGUCUCAGCUAUGCCAAGAAUGGCGAGCUUCUGAAAUACAUUCGCAAAAUUGGUUCAUUUGAUGAGAACUGUACACGAUUCUACUCGGCAGAAAUAGUUUGUGCUCUAGAAUACUUACACAGUAAGGGGAUAAUACACAGAGAUCUGAAACCCGAAAAUAUUCUUUUGAGUGAAGACAUGCACAUCCAGAUAACAGAUUUUGGAACGGCAAAGCAGUUACCAUCGGAGAGUAAACAAGCCAGAGCAAACUCUUUUGUUGGGACAGCACAGUAUGUGUCCCCGGAGUUACUAACUGAGAAAUCGGCCUGCAAGAGCUCAGACUUGUGGGCUUUGGGAUGUAUUAUCUAUCAGCUGGUGGCUGGUUUACCACCAUUCAGAGCUGGAAAUGAGUAUCUAAUAUUCCAGAAGAUCAUUAAGCUGGAAUAUGAAUUCCCAGAGAAAUUCUUCCCCAAAGCCAAGGACCUUGUUGAACAGCUUUUGUCGUUGGACCCAUCCAAGCGGAUUGGAUGCGAGGAGAUGGGAGGGUACGACCCUCUGAAACAGCAUCCCUUCUUCGACACCAUUUCCUGGAGUGAUCUGCACCUACAAAUACCCCCUAAGCUCAAGCCCUUCCUGCCAGCUAUGUCUGAGGAUGAUGAGGACUGCUAUGGAAAUUACGAUGACCUCCUGAGCCAGUUCAGCAACAUGCAGGUGGCCCAGUCCAGCUCAUCACACUCCCUAUCGCCACACGACUCUACACCCCCGCAGAGAUCCAGCAGCAACAUUGAACAGUACAUCCACGACCUGGACAGUAACUCAUUUGAGCUGGACCUGCAGUUCACCGAAGAAGAAAAGCAAUUAUUGCUGGACAAACAAACCACUGGGAACCCCUGGCAUUCAUUUGUGGAGAACAACCUGAUCCUGAAAAUGGGCCCAGUAGAUAAACGCAAGGGUCUGUUUGCUCGUCGGAGACAGCUGCUUCUCACUGAAGGACCACACCUCUACUACGUGGAUCCUGUCAACAGGGUCCUGAAAGGCGAGAUUCCCUGGUCCUUCGAGUUACGCCCAGAAGCUAAGAACUUUAAAACCUUCUUUGUUCACACGCCCAACCGAACAUAUUAUUUGAUGGACCCCAGUGGAAAUGCAGACAGAUGGUGUAAGAAGAUCCAGGAAGUGUGGAGAAAGAUCUAUCAGAGGCACCAAAACCCUGGCCUAUAGGAGCACAUUUCAUUCUGUGCCCACUCCUUUUCUUCUUCUUCUUUUUCUUUUUUCCCUCUUUUUUUAUUUUAUUUUAAAAAAGCUCUGAGGCCAAUCACUGAGCAGAGUAACACCCUCUUUAGUGCCCUUCAUCACCGCAAUGUAAACAAACUCUUAGAGACGCUGGCAUCUAGACCUUGUUUGUUUUCCUUAGUAGAACCAUGGGGAAACUACUACUUUGGAUUCAGGGUUGCUUUGCUUGUUCUUUGUGCUCUCUGUGAGGCUUCUGUUGCAUUUUCCAUGUAUGGAUGAUAAGACUUCCACCAUGCACAUCUGCUUUUUGUACAUUCUGUAGAAGGGGGCGGGGGGGAUAGGGUAUAGGCAAGCUUGUCUUGUCAAGUGACACAAGCUUGGGUACUGCUAGGACUAUCUCAAAUGCAAGGACUGGUUUCCUGCUACUACGAUAAUACAAAAUCUAGCUCUUGUGAACAAGAGCCUGUCAAGAUAUUUUAAUUAAACCAUAUCCUAAUCCUGCAUCGUAUGUACAAGCUGUUGUAAAAACCCAACUUUUAGCGCUAUACUUCAUAGAUGUAACAAACCGUAAAAUGAUUCAGUCUCAUGCUUUUAACCAACUCAAAUCCUAUAUAUAUAUAUUUUUGUCAGAGCCUAUAUGUCCCCAAGGUGUUUGAGUUGUUAUUUUGUUUUUCAGUCUCCUGGUACUUGCUUAUUGCAGUCCAAUUAAAGUAUCUGUGUAUCAAAGCACAGUCCUGGUCUGCAGUAAGCCAUGGAUCUGAACCAGUCUGUAAGUGUAAGCCUUCCAUAGCUGUUACUGAGGAUGUUUUUCUGCUAACGGGGUGGGUAAACAUACCACUAGCUUGUACUUCUUUAUCAUAACGUUACUUAUAUUUCCUGCAUGGCCAGUUUUGUAGUUCAGCCUUGUCUGCUUCUUUCUUAGGGCACUGGAGAUAUAGGUUUUUUUUUUGUUUAAAGCUGGGUAUCUUCGACUGCAUUGGCAACCAUCGCAAAUAUUAUUGGAUGACUUGGUUUUUUUUGUACCAUUCACUGGCUUUGUAGUGUGAAUUCUUCAACUUCUUUUUUGGUGGACUAGUCGGCUCCUCUUCAGUACGUCCUAUUGAAAAUAAAAAUCUCAUGUGCUGACCACCCCAUGCUGAACAGGGAACCUCCUUCAAAAGAAAUACAUACACAUAUACUAUCAUUCAUGGAAGCAAUCGCAGAAAAAGCUGUCGUCCCUGGACAAGAUGGCAAACUGCCUCAUGGGGCUUACAGGCCUUUUUUUUUCUUUUUUUUCCCUCUCCCCCAAUUCUGAUGUUUGGCCCAACAGAAAUGAAAGCCUUUUUUUUUUUUUUUUAAGCAAUAUGUAUUAUCAUAAUGCUUUUAAUUUUGACAUAAUACCUUAAGGCCCUUUCUAAAGGCCCUCCUCCUUCAGAUGAGUCUGUGUGUGCAGUGUGUGACUGGAGUACAGGUGAACAGGACCCUGGGGCCCUGCUCUCAAUGUGGUUGCAUGUCAGUUAAAGCUGUCUUUCUCAGCUCUGGUCUUCAGAGCACACAGCAUUGCCUGUUUUCCAUGUCUUCUUCUCCAACACGUGAUUUGAAUAAAUGGGUUGGCUCUUUUAGCAACGCAGCAGGCUGAUGGGACCCUUUCAUUUAAAUCUGUUCUGCUGGAGCAUGGCAACAUGGAAAACAUGCAGGUUAAUGUACCCUGAGAACCAGCGCUGGAAAAUGAUGAGUUAAACGAUAUCUCUCUGAUCCAAAUGACCGAUUAAAUUGCUGUAUCUGUCUAUAAAGUUGAGGAAACACCACAAAAGUGUUUUCUUCCAAAUAGAUAAAUUGUCUGAAUCAAGUCGAUGGCAGUCGGUUACAUUGUGUAUGGAAUACUCUACCUGGCUUGUAACUGACUAGAACUGUGAUGUACAGAUGAUGUAUUAUUAAAUCUGAAGCAAGUAAUGCAAUGAUAUUAGGAUACAGUUUUUGUAUUUUUAUUCUUGUAUAAGGUUAUUGAUGGCUAUUGUUUAGCCUAUAGUUCAUUCUGUGUUAUUUAAAUUCUAAUAUAUGAAUCAUAUUUGGAUUGAAGUCAUGUUCAGGGGCCAUGUUGUGUAUGUAUUGAGAUGUAAAGCCUUUGAAUGUGAAUAAUUAUUGUAAACUAUAAUAUUUUACAGCUUUUUUUCUUACUAUAUCAUACAUUUUCUAUUUGCUCAGUGAUUUAAUCAUAUUCUGAUAAUUUAAUGAAUCUGUUCAUUCUCUCUCUGAUUAUUUGUGCGCUAGGUCAGUAGAUGUUGAAUGAUGAAUUUUCCACUUAAUGCUUGGUAGUCCAGUAAUUAAAGCAUGUAGGGAUUUAGGCAUUCAGAUGAAAGCCACGUGUCCUGUCGUCUGUUAACAAUCUUGGUCACGACACAAACGGCGUCUAAGGCGGCGACAUCUCUCGUUCUGCAACAUGUAAAUAAAGAACCAGCCCAUUA
This is a messenger RNA of Menidia menidia (Atlantic silverside), 4339 nucleotides long. The record is from the annotation of a GenBank genome assembly. NCBI's taxonomy places the organism in Eukaryota, Metazoa, Chordata, Actinopteri, Atheriniformes, Atherinopsidae.